This is a messenger RNA of Dermacentor silvarum, 557 nucleotides long. Its product is annotated as myb/SANT-like DNA-binding domain-containing protein 1. Bases 97 to 552 code for a protein of 151 amino acids. The transcript is spliced from 2 exons. Gene Ontology annotation, cellular component: nuclear body. Gene Ontology annotation, biological process: positive regulation of DNA-templated transcription. NCBI's taxonomy places the organism in Eukaryota, Metazoa, Arthropoda, Arachnida, Ixodida, Ixodidae. The record is from RefSeq and is a predicted model, not a curated record.
CCAUUUUGUUUGUUUAUCCGCGCGCGAGACGCACGUGUCCAUUUUCGUCUGUUUAUCCGCGUGCGAGCCGCACGUGUCGUACGGAGAAACUGCGCUAUGAACGAUCCCGGCGCCUCGUCUGCUUCGCUCGCACCGGCAUCGGAGCGUCACAGCGGCAGCAACCCUUCGCAGCCACGGUCAACGUGGACGGAGGCGGAGACCUGGGUCUUGAUCCGGCUGUGGGAGGACCACCUCCCGCAACUCCGAGGGGAGAAACAUAACGCCAAAGUGUAUGACGCCAUUGUCGCAGCUCUUGCGCAGAGCGGCAUCAAGAGAACUCGCCGGCAGGUGCAGACCAAGAUCGACAACCUGACCCAGAGAUACAGAAAAGAGUCGCGGGAAAGGACGACAGGGUCCUCGCCGUCUCCCUGGCCAUUCUUUUCUGAAGUACACAGGAUCUUGGGUGCCCUGCCGGCGAAUGAUCGCUCCCUCAUUCAGGAGAGCCCUUGCUCUCCAAAUGAAACUGUUGAAAUGGUAAGUGCUAAUAUACGUGAUACGUUAACCUGUUUAUAGAAAAU